Menidia menidia (Atlantic silverside) is the source of this 1689-nucleotide messenger RNA. NCBI's taxonomy places the organism in Eukaryota, Metazoa, Chordata, Actinopteri, Atheriniformes, Atherinopsidae. The record is from the annotation of a GenBank genome assembly.
UUUUACGUUGCCACAGUUUCACUUUGCGGGCGCGUGCCUUAUGCGCGCUCACGUUGGCUGGCUGGCUAUUGUUUUUUUUUUUCUCCCCCAUAUCAACAAGGGAGACCACCGUGGCCUUGUGGGGUAACUGUAGCCGGCCAGCUCAGCGACAAAGGACUGCUAAAUGAUGGGGGACGAACAAGAAAUAAUGUGCAAACUGGAGAAUAUCCUGGAAAUACGCAACAAGACAGUCCAGAUGCAAAAGAUCAAGUCUCGUCUGAAGAUGGAAUUCGAGGCCCUGGAGUCGGAAGAGAAACACCUGAAAGAGUACAAACAAGAGAUGGAUCUGCUUUUACAAGAGAAGAUGGCACAUGUAGAGGAGCUGCGCCUUAUCCAUGCAGAUAUUAAUGUGAUGGAGAGCACCAUCAAGCAGUCAGAGAAUGACCUGAACAAACUAUUAGAAACAACUCGUCGCCUUCAUGAUGAGUACAAACCUCUGAAGGAGCAUGUUGAUGCCCUCAGGAUGACUUUAGGACUGCACCGUCUGCCUAAUUUGAAUGAAGAAGAGGAGAAGCUCUCUUUGGAUUACUUUGAGAAGCAGAAAGCAGAGUGGCAGAAGGAGCCGCACGAGCCCGCCAUCCCAGAAUCCCUCGCUGCGGCGGCGGCGGCGGCGCAGCAGCUCCAGGUGUCCAGAAAGCAGGACGCCCGGCAGACGGCCACCUUCAGGCAGCAGCCCCCGCCUAUGAAGGCUUGCCUGUCCUGCCACCAGCAGAUUCAUCGUAAUGCUCCCAUCUGUCCGUUAUGCAAAGCCAAGAGCCGCUCCCGCAACCCAAAGAAGCCCAAGAGGAAGCCAGAUGAGUAGAUCCUACCCUAACCUUCAGCUUCAGUGGCGCCUACAAGCAGCCAGCCCAAAAUCCACUGAUCCAGGAUUAGCUGUUUCUCUCUAGUGACAAGGUCUGCGUUUCAGGACAAUUUCCUCUGAAGUCUCCACUUUAAUAAAUUGUCUUUGUAAUUGUUUCAAAUCUGUUAACAGUUGAUUUAGCAUCCGGUGAUUUAAUUUGGUGUGUGCUUUUCUGUGUUUUGGAUGUGUUUACACGUUAUUGAAUGACCUCCAUUGUAGUUUAUUGAACCCCAAACAUUGUACAUGCAAUAAUGCAAAAAAAAAAAGUCUAAAUAAUGUUGCCCUUGUUACUGUUGUUAAUUGCCUUAGAUAUAUAUCUUUGUGAAGCUUUUUUUUGCAGUGCAUGCCUGCUGCCAUGGCUGUUGUAUAUUAUUUGUGCCUAUAUAAAAUGAAGUGCUUUUAACCGCUUAGUUAACCCCAUAGACGAUGUUUUUAUGUUUACAGUGUUUAGUGACCACCCAAAAAAAGAGGGGCCAGUGUUUUGUGUUUAACUUCGACAUGGCAAUGAAAAAAAGAAAUAAAGUUGCUGUUUUGUACUAACCUCGUUAGCAGAUUUUCUUUCUCCUCAGGACGAGCAGUUGACUCUUUUCUCUGCAACGUAGUGGUUUGCUCACAAACAGAUGAACCGCCCGAAGGGGGCAAAUGGGAGGACUUGGCCUUUGAAAAUAAAUAAAGGAGGACCAUGUUUGACUCCACCACCAUCAUUCUACCUUCCACUCUAUUGAUACUGUGAUAUACUGACUCCUCUGCAACUACCUGCCUCCAAGAGGACAGUUAGGAUUUGUUAAAUGAGUUCCUGUAGCGUUUUU